CUCCCGGCCAGCCCCCCCACCAGCCAGGCCGCUCAGCUGAGACCUGAGGGAAGAUGGCGUCCACUGGCCUGGAACUCCUGGGGAUGACCCUGGCCGUGCUGGGCUGGCUGGGGACCCUGGUGUCCUGCGCGCUGCCCCUGUGGAAGGUGACCGCCUUCAUCGGCAACAGCAUCGUGGUGGCCCAGGUGGUGUGGGAGGGGCUGUGGAUGUCGUGCGUGGUGCAGAGCACGGGCCAGAUGCAGUGCAAGGUGUACGACUCGCUGCUGGCGCUGCCGCAGGACCUGCAGGCCGCCCGCGCCCUCUGCGUCGUGGCGCUGCUGCUGGCGCUGCUCGGCCUGCUGGUGGCCGUCACCGGCGCCCAGUGCACCACCUGCGUGGAGGACGAGGGUGCCAAGGCCCGCAUUGUGCUCACCGCGGGGGCCAUGCUGCUCCUGGCCGGCGUCCUGGUGCUCAUCCCCGUCUGCUGGACGGCGCACGCCAUCAUCCAAGACUUCUACAACCCCCUGGUGGCCGAGGCCCUGAAGCGGGAGCUGGGGGCCUCCCUCUACCUGGGCUGGGCGGCUGCAGCCCUGCUUAUGCUGGGCGGGGGCCUCCUCUGCUGCACGUGCCCCCCGCCCCAGCUGGACCGGCCCCGCGGCCCCAGGCUGGCCUACUCCAUCCCCUCCCGCUCGGGCGCCUCCGGGCUGGACAAGCGGGACUACGUGUAGGGCGUCCCGGAAAGAAGC
Molecule: messenger RNA, 725 nt
Organism: Talpa occidentalis (Iberian mole)
Lineage: Eukaryota; Metazoa; Chordata; Mammalia; Eulipotyphla; Talpidae
Gene: CLDN9
Product: claudin 9
Exons: 1
Coding region: 54-707 (217 amino acids)
Biological process (GO): cell adhesion; bicellular tight junction assembly
Cellular component (GO): bicellular tight junction; plasma membrane
Molecular function (GO): structural molecule activity
Source: RefSeq, a predicted model, not a curated record